Mizuhopecten yessoensis (Yesso scallop) is the source of this 2679-nucleotide messenger RNA. RefSeq lists its product as uncharacterized. The transcript is spliced from 14 exons. Bases 213 to 2297 code for a protein of 694 amino acids. Lineage: Eukaryota; Metazoa; Mollusca; Bivalvia; Pectinida; Pectinidae. The record is from RefSeq and is a predicted model, not a curated record. Gene Ontology annotation, biological process: innate immune response; reticulophagy; signal transduction. Gene Ontology annotation, molecular function: cyclic-di-GMP binding; 2',3'-cyclic GMP-AMP binding. Gene Ontology annotation, cellular component: endoplasmic reticulum membrane; autophagosome.
GAUAUAUAGAGAGACAACUCAUAUUCCUACUUUCGUUUUGAAUACGAGAAUUGUCAAUGUCGACUGUAGUGUUUACUGUUAAAUAAAGAAAUGAUGUUAUCUAAUAUUCUUAUCGGGGACCCGGAGAGGAUAUUGUUAUUACCAUUUUGCUCGGCAGCAUAGUGCAAGACGAAGUCACAGAACAGAUGUACUGGACGACUCCCUGAUUUGUCAUGCCUUGUAAACAAAACCCACAAGUAUUCAUCUCAUACAGUGCAAAAGACUUGGAGUUAGUGCGGGAAAUUCAACGUGGUCUGCAGAGGAAACAACCAGAGCUGAAAGUGUUUGUAGCUGCUGACAGCAUAUACGGAGGGCAACCGACGAUAGAUAGUAUUGUCGAAGGAAUCCAUCGAAGCUCAAAAUGUUUAUUACUUGUCACAAAGAACUCAUUGAAAAGCUCUUGGUUCGCUUUUGAAACGACACUGUCUUUAGAAUGGUCAGAACAACUAGGCACAUUCUGCAGUGUUAUGCUCCUAUAUGGAGUCACCAGGGAGGAGCUUCCGAAAUUCCAGUUAUUUGACAUCAUGCCGAAGGUGCCUUUAAGACUAGACUCCAAUGAUAAGUGGGUGGACGACCAGAUUUGUAAGGUCAUCGAAGCAAUACAAAAGGAGACUCCCAUCAACCAUGCACUUCCUGUUGGGAAUGUUGCGCAUGCUCAAGCCUGGUCUCAUUUUUUUGGCUAUCACAAUGUGGUACACGGCCUUUUAGAAGAGAGAAUCCGGACCUCUGACUGGUAUAAGGAAAACCCAAACAAUUUUCCUAUCAAAAUAUACGAGAUGGUAUCAAAAAGCUGCGACUCAACCUCCUUUACAAGCGAUCGAAGAAUAAAAAAGGUUGGAGGGCUGGAUCCGAUAGUUGUGACCAGAGCUGGCAACAAAACUAGACCGUAUAUACUCAAUGUUUAUCGCCUAGAAGACGGAGGACAUAAGUACUACUGUGUUGCACAGUAUCCAAAUGUGAUUAGUGCCAUUCUGAAGAUGGAACAAUCAUCAGACAUACAGAUGAAACAGUAUGAAAAAGAAAUGCAACUUGCACGAUUCAACUACACUCUAAGUGCCAUCCUCCACCACAAUGUGAACAAGACCUGCCAUCGGCAGGCCCGACUACUCCAGUUUGAUGGCCAAGAACCGAGCGAGGUACUUUUGAACGCAAUUAAAACGGAUAUAAGAGAGGGGGAGUCAAUUGCUUUGAAGCAAGCAUUGCCAGCACCGUUGAAAUCACAACAAGCUGACUUGGAGACCGAUGGCGAAGGUGAUGACAAAACAUACGAUGCUGUCAUUGUGUGUGGCGAAGGAGACGAGGGAAAAGCAUAUGAAAUAGAGGAUUUUCUGAUCCGACAAAAACUCAGGAUUAAACCGCUUUUGAUAGGGAGGAGCAUUUUAAGAGAUCUCGGGGAUGCGACUGACCAGUGCCGAUGGAUCAUACUGAUUAUGACCAAAAGUUGUCUCAACGAAAGCACGUUCAGUCUCCUCACGAUGUCCCUGUUAACAAACAGCAUCUCCGAAAAGAAUCUCAACAUCAUUCCCAUUGUUGAUGACUUGACAACUGGUCGAAUACCAACACAACUGCAGUGGAUCACAUACAUUGACAUGAGAUCCAAAGGAUACAAAGAACGCAUAUGUAAAGCACUGAAAGGGGAAGACAUUCCGUUGGCUCUAGAAACAGCUCACAUUCCUGCUGGUAACCUUGGAUAUGGGCUGGCUUGGGGUUACAUCGUUAACUACAUGCAAACGGUCCUUUCCAAGUUUGGGCCACAUCUACAGAAGGUGGUUAAAGGAGAGGAGAGAUCCUGUCCGGAAAAACUUUACGUGUUGAUGCCGAAAAGCUGUAAAUGCACUGGACUUAUAAGUGAAACGUGGCCGUAUGUGAAACACUUCAGUUCCUUUGCCACAUUAACGGAAGACCUUGGUGGUGCUAACAUUAUCAAGUCACUGGAUAUAUAUUACAUCAUAGAUGACGACAAUAUCAGACCACAGAAACAUUACUUCAUUGGGCAGUACCCUGCCCCUGUGUUGUGUCUAUGGGAGAUGAACGAAUCAAGAAUCGCAAGCAUCACAGAUCGCACCAUGGAGAGAGAGGCUGAAAGAUUCCUGCAUACAUUUGAAUGCUUAAUGAAAGGAAAUGUCGGCAAUAAAUUGCACACGAAAUGUGAAAUUGUCCAUUUUGAUGACUCCAAACAAGAGGAUCUCCGGAGAAAACUUGUACCAAUACUCAGAAGAGACAACAAAAGAAUGCUAGAAUCGAGAGGACACAUGUAGAAUGUCCUUAGGCAGAGAGAAUACACAGAUGGACAGAGACAGAGGGAUCGAGAGUAAAAGAGAUUGUGUUUAUUUGACAGGACAAAGCAAUUUCACAACCCGACACUUUCAACGUAGAACGUGGAAAAAACAGUUUUACACUACGUCUCCCGGCAACAAUUGGAGGCAUUGUAUUGUGUCCUCCGGUCCUGCAGUCAUUUUUAGCUGAUACACAGCGAAGUGAGCACUGCGCAAUUACCAUUAACAUUUUGAUAAAAAAAAGUCUAUCGGUAGUUCGUAGUUUCCAAAGUGUUUAUAAGUUUUUAUCAUUUCAGAAUUAUUAUCAUAUAAAAUCACGUGUUCUGAAAAAGUAAGGCCAUGUUAUCGUUAUGUAUAUAUUUAA